Molecule: messenger RNA, 2101 nt
Organism: Thunnus maccoyii (southern bluefin tuna)
Lineage: Eukaryota; Metazoa; Chordata; Actinopteri; Scombriformes; Scombridae
Gene: chst14
Product: carbohydrate (N-acetylgalactosamine 4-0) sulfotransferase 14
Exons: 2
Coding region: 421-1542 (373 amino acids)
Biological process (GO): carbohydrate biosynthetic process; dermatan sulfate proteoglycan metabolic process
Cellular component (GO): membrane
Molecular function (GO): sulfotransferase activity
Source: RefSeq, a predicted model, not a curated record
ACCCCUGGGGGUCCCCGGACCCCACUUUCAGAACCACUGUCUUAGACUGCAUCAAGGAAGAUUUUAUUUUGAAAAUGUUAAACGGACAUCCCCUUUACUCUAAUGAGCUUGACAUUAGUUUCCUCAGCUGAAAAUGUCCAGUUAGAGGAAAUCUUGAUGAGGGUCAAAUACUUCUGUUAAACACACUCCAAGCUUAUUAUUGGAUGUAGUUUUCUCACUGUGGACAUUUUCUUUGAUAGAAAGAACUUAUAACAUGUUCCUGAGAAGGGUUUUAUUUUGACAGUUCACACAGGAAUCGCUAUUUUUAAGCUGGCGGACUUCUAAAGUCAACUAUGGGUACGUGGUAGGUACCCAGCGGGUUUUUUUCCUUCACGUAGUGGUAAACUGAUAGGUGUUGAACAGCCAAGCCGGAGACAAAGCAUGCUUCCUCGCAGGCAGGACUCCGCCAUGAAAAGGGCCGCAGGAGGACGCAGCGGCUCGGUUAUAAACUUCAGGACCACGGUGAACUCGGGCUCAGGCCGCCGCAGCUCCGCCGUGCUGCCGUCGGUGCUGACGUUCCUGGUCAUCGUAGCCUCCGGAGGCCUGCUGCUCAUGAUAGAGAAAGGAAUGCUGAACAGCAUGGAGACGCCUCCACCCCGGGGUGACGGCAAGCGGCUGGGUUUCAUCCGCCAGGCUGGGAAGCACAGUCCGGCUGCUGCGGACGUGGAGUACCAGAUCCUCCAAGAGAUCCGUAACCGGACCAUCAGGACCAUGUGCAGCCAAAAGAACAUGCCCCACAGCAUUUGGACCCUGAGCCCCCUGCAGAGGAAGACGCUGCUGCAGCACAUCCUGGUGAAUGACAAAUACCACUUCCUCUACUGCUACGUCCCCAAGGUGGCCUGCUCCAACUGGAAGAGGGUUCUGAAGGUCCUGAGCGGAGCCCUAGAGAACGUGGACGUCAACAUCAAGAUGGACCACCGUAGCGACCUGCUGUUUCUGUCCUCUCUGAAGCCCGAGGAGAUCCGCUACCGCCUCAAGCACUACUUUAAGUUCAUGUUUGUGCGCGAGCCCAUGGAGCGCCUGCUUUCUGCGUACAGGAACAAGUUUGGAGAGAUCGAGUCCUACAAGAAGAAGUAUGGCGUGGAGAUCAUAAAACGGUACAGAAAGGGCCACGCCAAGGACACAUCGCUUACUGGAGACGAUGUGACGUUUGCUGAGUUUGUCCGUUACUUGCUGGACGAGGACGUGGAGCGCAUGAAUGAGCACUGGAUGCCAGUGUACAACUUAUGCCAACCAUGUGCUGUGUCCUAUGACUUUAUUGGCUCCUAUGAGCACCUUGAAAGUGACGCAGAGUUUGUGCUCCAACACAUCGGGGCACCUCCUUACGUUCACUUCCCAGAGAGGCAAACGUGGUACAAGCCGGUCACCUCAGAGACUUUACACUAUUAUCUAUGCAGCUUACCACAGAAGCUACUGAGGGAACUCCUGCCCAAGUAUAUUUUAGACUUUUCCCUCUUCACUUAUCCCCUCCCCAACACAACCACUGAAUACUGCCGGCAUUAAAUGUUUUAUAGUAUUAGAGAUUAUUUUUAUAGAGAAUCAUUUGUACUACUUUUCUUCCUGGGGAACAAACAGUAUUUUGAUAGCUGUUACACAUUUUUACUUGAGAUGUCCUCACAUCAUUGCAAAAUGCUGAUUGUUGGAAGAGAUGGAGACUGACUGCAAAACCACUAAAGCUUGAAAUCAGCUGCAAAGUAAAAAGAUGUUACUGAAAUGUAAAUCAUGUUGUCGUCCAACUUCAAUACGUUCCUGUUAAGCACUGUUACUGUAAAUGAACCGAUUCAGUAUAUAAGGAUGGAAAUGUUAACACGGUUGUAAGAUCAAACUUUGUAUUUUGCUUAUUUCUUCAUCCAGAUAUGAGAGAAGGUAAAGGGUUAACCGCUUCAGCGGGCAUUCAGUGGUUUAGCAGGCUUAAACGCACCAUGUACUCAGCGAGAUGUGGGUUUUAAAUCAAGCUUGUGUUUUCUUUGUAUGUCACAGCCUCUUAUUCCCAUCUUUCCUAUAACCCUCUACUAUUUACCAUUGAAUAAAACACAAGUUAUAAAGGUGAUGUGUAAACUAA